AUUAUACAAUUACUACUAUACUCUUCCACACUAAUCUCAGGAUUAAUUUUUAUUCAAAUAAACCACCCCUUAGCGAUAGGUUUAAUACUAUUAAUUCAAACCCUACAAAUUUGUUUAAUCACUGGAUUAAUAGCUAAAAGAUUCUGAUUUUCCUAUGUAUUAUUUUUAAUCUUUCUAGGAGGAAUACUUGUAUUAUUCAUCUACGUAACCUCAUUAGCAUCAAAUGAAAUAUUUUCUUUGUCAAUAAAAUUAACAACUAUUUCUACUAUAAUUAUAUUAAUAUUAACGCUAACUACUAUAUUCAUAGACAAAUCAUCCACAUCGUUCUUUAUUCAAAACCUAGAAAUGCACCCCAUAUACAAUUUAACUCUAACUAUUCCUGAAAACUCUUUAAAUCUUCACAAACUAUAUAAUUUACCAACAAAUUUUAUCACUAUCCUAUUAAUAAACUACUUAUUAAUUACAUUAAUUGCCGUAGUAAAAAUUACUAAGCUAUUCUACGGGCCCCUUCGGCAAAUAAACUAA
Molecule: messenger RNA, 525 nt
Organism: Bactrocera latifrons
Lineage: Eukaryota; Metazoa; Arthropoda; Insecta; Diptera; Tephritidae
Source: the annotation of a RefSeq genome assembly